UAAUAAAUUCUCAUACUAAUAUUUAUAUAUUUAUAACAAUUAUCACACAUAAUCUUAGCAUAAACCUAACACUUUAUAAACCGAUUGCAUAUAACAACACUAUAAUACUUAUUGACUUAUAUUUCUCACAAACACUUUUCAAAAAUAACUUAAGACUAACUUCCAAAAUAGACUUUCAUAUAAUAAAUGACUUUAUGAUUAUCAUCAGGAAUUGGUUGUGACUGAAGUUGAGCAGAGGAAUUGGAAAGGAAUCCUCAUUUCGCUCUUGGUGAUCGUUAGCAUUUGUUCAUUAAUUCUACUCUCCAUAUUCAUAUUAAGUCCGCAUUUCGGAAUCGAUACAAACAAUAAGAGACUAACAGUGGAUGACUUACUAACAAAUGGCACCAAAAGCUACAGAUAUAACGGUUCGUGGCUUUCGGAGCGCGAACUCCUGUUCAUCGAUAUUCACGACUCUCAUAUUAUAU
Messenger RNA from Oppiella nova, 464 nucleotides. Lineage: Eukaryota; Metazoa; Arthropoda; Arachnida; Sarcoptiformes; Oppiidae. The record is from the annotation of a GenBank genome assembly.